Messenger RNA from Hevea brasiliensis (rubber tree), 2795 nucleotides. Its product is annotated as protein KINESIN LIGHT CHAIN-RELATED 2. The record is from RefSeq and is a predicted model, not a curated record. Gene Ontology annotation, molecular function: protein binding. NCBI's taxonomy places the organism in Eukaryota, Viridiplantae, Streptophyta, Magnoliopsida, Malpighiales, Euphorbiaceae. The transcript has 3 exons.
AAUAAAUAAAACGCAGAAAAAAAGGGGAGAGGGAGAGAAGACAGAGGGUGGGGGAGAAGUCGCCUUCUUCAUUGCUUCAAAACGCUAAUUCUCUCACUAUAAAAAACAGUAAAAUGACCGACGGAUUCGCCUGUCCUCUCCUAGCCUUACUCCGGAAUUUCCGUCGCCGUCUAAUUACGCUGCCGUUGCACGGUCGCCAUCACAAACCAAAGCCGUACCAGCUCGUCGUUCUCCUCUUUCUUGCACAGAGAAAAUGCCCGGACUUGUAGCCAUGGAUGCAAUAAGCGGAGACAGAGAAUUAGAUGAUGUUGAUGGAGAAUUCUUACCUUAUAAGGGAAGCUUUAGUCAUCAAAGGUCUCCAAGAAACAUGUUGAGUCCACAUAGUCCCCACAGUGAUUCCAUUGAUCUAUCUAUUGAUGGCGUAAUCGACACAUCAAUCGAGCAGUUGUAUCACAAUGUCUGUGAAAUGCAGAGCUCUAAUCCCUCGCCCUCCUGGGCUAGUUUUUUGUCUUAUGGUGAGGAAUCGAGGAUUGAUUCAGAAUUGGGCCACCUUGUUGGAGAUAUUGGAGAAGUGGAGGUAAUAACGAAAGAAGUGGUGAUUGAAAAUAAAGAAGAUGGCAAUGUUAGUGGCUUCACUCCCAAGAAGGAUGCUAAUGGUUCUGUUGAUCAAAUCUCUGCAAACAAGGACAGAAGUCGAGCUGCAAGUCUUAAAAAGCAGCUUUUCCGCUUGCAAUCAGCUAUGGAGGCAUCUGCAAAAUCUAGUCCUAAGGGGAGAUCUCCCCGUGAGAAGCCUCCGCUUGAUAGGAGGUUUGAUAAGAAUAUGAGAAGGCCAAAUGCAGGUUUCCACAUGAAGAAGCACAGGAAUUUUGGUUCCAUUGGAGCAAGAUUUCAGAGUGGAACUGCCGAUCCUCUGGAGACGGGAUUAGAUAACCCUGACCUUGGACUCUUCUUACUCAAGCAAACAAAGAAUAUGAUUUCUUAAGGCGAAAAUCCACAAAAGACUCUUGAAUUUGCUCUUCGGGCAACAAAAUCAUUUGAGGUUUGUGCAAAUGGAAAACCCAAUUUAGAGCUUGUCAUGUCCUUGCAUGUUUUGGCAGCGAUAUACUGCAGCUUAGGCCAAUAUAAUGAGGCAAUCCCUGUUCUUGAGCGAUCUAUUGAGAUCCCAGUAAUAGAGGAUGGCCAAAAUCAUGCACUUGCUAAAUUUGCUGGAUGCAUGCAGUUGGGUGAUACUUAUGCAAUGCUAAGCCAGAUGGAGAAUUCAAUUCUGUGUUAUACAGCUGGUUUGGAAAUCGAAAGGCAAGUCCUUGGAGAAACAGAUCCUCGAGUUGGGGAGACUUGCAGGUAUGUAGCCGAGGCUCAUGUUCAAGCAUUGCAAUUUGAUGAGGCUGAGAAGCUUUGUCAAAUGGCACUUGACAUCCACAGGGAGAAAGGUGGUCCUGCAUCGCUUGAAGAAGCAGCAGAUAGGAGGCUUAUGGGACUUAUAUCUGAAGCAAAAGGAGAGUAUGAAACUGCUCUUGAACAUUAUGUUUUAGCAAGCAUGUCCAUGGCGGCAAAUGGGCAGGACAUAGACGUCGCUUCAAUUGAUUGCAGCAUUGGAGAUGCAUAUUUAUCUUUGGCACGCUAUGAUGAGGCUAUUUUCGCUUAUCAGAAAGGACUUACAGUGUUCAAGUCAAGAAAAGGGGAGAAUCAUCCGGCAGUUGCUUCAGCUUUCGUACGCUUGGCUGAUUUGUAUAAUAGGAUAGGGAAGUUCAGGGAUUCUAAAAUUUAUUGCGAAAAUGCGCUUCGAAUUUAUGAAAAACACAAUCCUGGGAAUCCUAUAGAAGAGAUGGCCAGUGGAUUUAUUGAUAUUUCUGCUAUCUAUCAAUCUAUGAAUGAGUUUGAUCAGGCGCUAAAGUUACUUAAAAAUGCUUGGAAGAUAUAUGACAAUUCUCCUGGUCAACAAGGCACAAUUGCAGGAAUUGAAGCCCAGAUGGGAGUCAUGUACUACAUGAUGGGGAAUUAUGCUGAUUCUUACAAUACCUUCAAAAGUGCCAUCUUGAAGUUUCGAGCGUGUGGAGAAAAGAGAUCUGUAUUGUUUGGCAUUGCUUUGAAUCAAAUGGGUCUUGCCUGUGUGCAGUGUUUUGCGAUAAAUGAGGCUGCAGAUCUAUUUGAAGAGGCAAGAAGCAUUUUGGAGAAGGAAUAUGGACCUUAUCAUCCUGACACAUUAGGGGUCUACAGCAACCUAGCAGGCACCUAUGAUGCAAUGGGAAGGUUGGAUGAUGCCAUUGAAAUCUUGGACAGUGUUGUUGGUAUGAGGGAGGAGAAGCUAGGAACAGCAAAUCCUGAUGUGGAUGAUGAGAAGCGAAGGUUGGCCGAGUUGUUGAAAGAUGCAGGAAGAGUCCGGAACAGAAAAUCCAGGUCACUUGUAACCCUCCUUCACACACAACUUCAAAUUAUACAAGAUGAUGCCAUUGAGGUAUCAUAAUACCAAUUCUGCAUAUACUCGCACUUGUAAGAUACAUGUUAGACAAGAAUUAGUUUGUUGGUUUUGUUUCUAUUAGAUUCCUGUUGGAAUUAUGGGAAAAUAAUAAGUAAACGAAAGCACCAACAACAGGAAUCAGAAAUUUGUUUCAAGUGUUCUUUAUAUAAUGAUUUCCUUUUUUAGGGGUGUAGGGUGGGUCAAGCAACUAAACAAAUUAAAAAAAAAAAAUGGUUGCAUUUAUACUUCAUUGUUGAUGGGAUUGAUGAAAUUUCCUUUUUCACAUUCUUUUUUGUAUGGCUUGAUCUUGAAUAAAGAAAGAAAUGUUGGAAUAUCA